AUCCCACAAGUCGCCUCUCUGUCCUGGUUCACCACGGCUGUGCCUUUGAUCCUGGUGCUGGCAAUGACUGCGGUCAAAGAUGCCAGCGAUGACAUAAACAGACAGAGAUGUGACAGGCAGGUGAAUAACCGGCAAGUGAACGUCCUCGUCGAUGGAGAACUAAAAAAAGAAAAAUGGAUGAAUGUUCAGGUUGGAGACAUAGUGAAACUGGAGAGUAAUCAUUUUGUCACAGCAGACCUCCUGUUGUUGUCCAGCAGUGAGCCUCUCAAUCUGGUCUAUGUGGAAACUGCUGAGUUAGAUGGUGAAACCAAUCUAAAAGUGAAGCAGGCCCUGACUGUAACUGGAGAGAUGGGAGACAAUAUUGAAGCUUUUUCUACCUUCAGAGGUGAAGUUCGAUGCGAGCCUCCCAACAACCGCUUAGACAAGUUCAAAGGAAACCUGACGGUUAAAGGACAAACUUACGGUCUGGACAAUGACAAAGUCCUGCUCAGAGGAUGUACUCUGAGAAACACCGAGUGGUGCUUCGGUCUGGUCAUCUUUGGAGGUCCUGACACAAAGCUCAUGCAGAACAGUGGGAAGACAACAUUUAAACGGACCAGCAUUGAUCACCUGAUGAAUGUCCUGGUGUUGUGCAUUUUUGGGUUCCUGGUGACUAUGUGUCUUAUUCUGGCCAUCGGCAAUGCAAUCUGGGAGGUGAAGGAGGGCUCCGUGUUCACGGUGUUUCUCCCUCGUGAAACCGGCGUUAACGCUGCUCUGUCAUCCUUCCUGUCCUUCUGGUCCUACGUCAUUGUCCUCAACACCGUGGUGCCAAUUUCUCUUUACGUCAGUGUGGAGAUCAUCCGUCUUGGGAACAGCUUCUUCAUUGACUGGGACAGGAAGAUGUAUUACCCAAAGAACGACACUCCUGCUCAGGCGAGGACCACCACACUCAACGAGGAGUUGGGACAAAUUAAAUACAUCUUCAGUGACAAGACCGGCACCCUGACGCAGAAAAAUGCGAGAAGGAAAAUGUGUCCAGAAGCAGCAGAGGAGCCGACAGUGAUGGAAGCUCGAGCAGGAUUGUUCUGGCUCCAGAAGACAAAGACGGUGCAGGACGAGGACGUGGACGGAGACUACGGUCUGGUUAUCAACGGACACAGUUUGGCCUUUGCUCUGGAGAAGGACUUGGAGCUGGAGCUGCUGAGAACUGCAUGCAUGUGUCAGACUGUGAUUUGCUGCAGGGUCACUCCUCUGCAGAAAGCCCAGGUGGUCCAGCUGGUCAAGAAAUACAAGCAGGCUGUCACUCUUGCCAUCGGGGAUGGAGCCAAUGACGUCAGCAUGAUCAAGGCUGCUCACAUUGGAGUUGGAAUCAGUGGUCAGGAGGGGAUGCAGGCAGUUCUCUCCAGUGACUUCUCCUUUGCUCAGUUCCGUUACCUCCAGCGUCUCCUGCUGGUGCACGGUCGCUGGUCCUACCUUCGCAUGUGCAAGUUUCUACGGUACUUUUUCUACAAGAACUUCACCUUCACCUUCGUGCACUUCUGGUAUGCCUUCUUCUGUGGCUUUUCUGCACAAACAGUGUACGACGAGUGGUUCAUCACGUUGUACAACUUGAUGUACACGGCUCUUCCUAUCCUCAGCUUGUGCCUCUUUGACCAGGACGUCAGUGACCACUGGAGCUUCCAGUAUCCUCAGCUCUACUCUCCCGGCCAGCUGAACAUGUAUUUUAGCAAAAACGCCUUUGUGCGCUGUAUGAUGCACAGCUGCUACAGCUCCCUCAUCCUUUUCUUCAUCCCAUGGGCCGCCAUGCGCGACACAGUUAGAGAUGACGGCGGGGAUAUUGCAGACUAUCAAUCCUUUGCUUUACUGGCACAGACUUGUAUUCUUGUAGUGGUGAGCGCACAGCUGUGUCUGGACACACAUUACUGGACAACAGUGAAUCAGCUGUUUGUGUGGGGCAGCCUGGCUACCUACUUUGCUGUGACUUUCACCAUGUACAGCAGCGGCAUGUUUCUCAUCUUCACAUCGGUUUUUCCCUUCAUUGGCACAGCAAGGAACUCUUUAAACCAGCCAAAUGUGUGGCUUACAAUCUUCCUGAUUUCCCUUCUUUGCGUUUUGCCUGUGGUGGCUCUUCGCUUUAUUCUCCUGCAGAUUCGUCCAACUAUCAAUGACAAGGUGAGAUAUAUGGUGAGAGAGGAGGUGCUGCCAUCACCUGCACCUCGCCGCCCACCUGUCAGGCGUAUCAGCACCCGUCGGUCAGGUUAUGCCUUCUCCCACUCACAGGGCUAUGGGAACUUGGUAACCUCUCAGUGGUUCUUGCUCAAGAGACCCCUGAAAGGUCGAUCCAUCUUGUUUACCCAAACAGACUCAGCCCUGGCUGAAAAUAAACCGCAGCAGUACCGCACCAUAACUGAAGAGCCGGAGGAGUCGCAGAGCUCACUGAGUUAGAUGUGCUCAAAACACUGGAGGAUGGAUUUUAUUUUUAUUUUUUUUAACUCAGACUUAAAUGAGUGCAACGCAGAAAUCACAGCCUUGGAGGGAUUAAAGAAUAACGUUUUAUAAUAAAUACAGAUAUUGCUCUGAAAAUGUGCAACUAUAAUCGUUAAGAUUUUGCUUCGUUCAGUAAGUAACUUUUAUAGUUUACGGUAUUUUUUAAUCUACAUGUAAUUAGCAAGUGUAUUAAUUUAAAGGCAAGAAAUCAAUAAAAAAAAACAUUUGUUUUUGUACAAUUUCAUUGGUU
Messenger RNA from Nematolebias whitei (Rio pearlfish), 2716 nucleotides. RefSeq names its product phospholipid-transporting ATPase ID. The record is from RefSeq and is a predicted model, not a curated record. Lineage: Eukaryota; Metazoa; Chordata; Actinopteri; Cyprinodontiformes; Rivulidae. Gene Ontology annotation, molecular function: ATPase-coupled intramembrane lipid carrier activity; ATP binding; ATP hydrolysis activity. Gene Ontology annotation, biological process: Golgi organization; phospholipid translocation. Gene Ontology annotation, cellular component: plasma membrane.